UGGGGGGCGCCUGCACCCACCUCCACCACAGAACCUCUUCUCUCUCCCUUCCCCAGCCAGGUUGCAGCGUCUGCAGCGUCUGCUUCCUCGUGUCAUGGAUGCGGCUCUUCCCCUUCGUCCAGGAUGGCUUCGCGGAUCUCUUUAAGAAAAGAAAGACAUGAGGCUUCUCUCUGACUGGUGCUGUUGUCCCUUCUGAUCGCUGCCAGAGCUGACGCCUAACGAUGCCCAAGGCCGCGGUGAAACUGAUCGUCACCGGGGACGACUUCGGAUAUUGCCCGAGAAGGAACCAAGGCAUCGUGGAGUGCUUCCUGGCUGGCGGCGUCUCCAACGUCUCCCUCCUGGUCAAUGGCAGUGCCGUGGCCGAUGCCGUGCGACUGGCAAAGAGAUACUGCAUUCCCAUAGGACUCCAUGCCAACCUGUCGGAAGGUUCCCCUGUCUGCCCAGCGUUGAAAGAGAAAUCCUCGCUACUCAACGAAGCAGGGUUCUUCCAUGGAAAAAUGGGAAUCAGGGCAGCAUUAGCAGAAGGUCUCCUGAAAAUGUCUGAGGUGAAACAGGAACUAACAGCACAGGUUAUCUUGUUCUGUGAACUAACAGGCCACAUACCUCAUCACAUGGAUGGUCAUCAGCAUGUUCAUGUUCUUCCAGAGAUCAGGCACGUAUUUGCACAGGUGCUGAAGGAUUAUGAGAUCAAAUAUACCCGGGUCCCCAUUGAACCAGAGCUUCCCCGCUGUGAUUGGAUAGACCCGCCCUUAAUGGAUUUUUAUCUCGGCGUCGAAAAGCAUUCAGUCGACACGGUGGAUGUGUUUAGGAAGCAUGGCAUAAGGUGGCCAGAUAUUUAUAUAGGCCUGAGCACCAUGGGGAAAAACAUGUCCGUCAGCAGCAUCCUCGGGGCCAUUGAUGCCGCCACAGCAGCUUACCUGGAGAAGCAGGACUCCUCGGUACCUUCUAGCGCCCCCUCGGACCCCGACCGAGAGGCCGGGACGGUGACCAUUGAGCUGAUGACGCACCCAGGGUAUCCCAGCAUCCCACCAGUCGGGGGCUGCGGCGAGGGGCCGGAUGAGUUCUCCCAGUCAUGGGAACGCUUGCACGAACUGGAGACCCUGAAGGACCCGCACCUGCAAAGCCAUUACGAAGCGAGGACCAUUCGGCUGUGUGCGUUUAACGACCUGGGGGUGUGACCGAGGAAGAGGCGACGUUUUUUUUACCCGACCAGAAGGGCCGGGCCGGGCAUGGUGGUCUGUGAGUUGGAGAGUGAAAGUCCUAGACGGAUCCUCGCCAGAUGUGAAAGCGUUGCAGGGCGUGAGGAGGAGGGAGAAAUCAGAAAAUCCCGAUUUCUCCUGCUUCGUGCAAGCGUUGUGUGAGGAGAGGUGGGCAGUUUUGCAAACGAAACUGAGACAUCCCCCCGCUGACCACCCCACUCCCUGAAUGCCCAAAUACUGAAUGGGAGGGCACUGUGGAUGUCAUUCAAUCUGGGAAUCUCGUUCAAAAAAAGUAUUAGUAGCAGAUAAACUCGCGUGGGGAGUGAUUAAAAUGGGCCUUUUGCAGCUUUAUUCUUUUCAGAAUACACCUUUUCACACACACACACACACACACACACACACACACCCCAUACACCCACAACACACACACACACCGCGUCUCCAGGUUUACAUGGAAGUAUGUCCCACUGAACUCAUUAGGGUUUGCUUCCAAGUAAGUAUGCCUAUAGGAUUGUAGCCCUAAUUUUAAGUCCCAGAGGGUUUUUUCUCUUGUGAUUUGUGUCUGUCCUCUGGGCUCUCUCUGAAUCACGGGAUGAUGAAAAAUGCAUUGGUUUCUAUGCUAACCAUCAUGAUUUGUAUUUUCUAAAAAAGAGGUGACAGAGAUCUCAUUCUUCUGAAA
Messenger RNA from Hemicordylus capensis (graceful crag lizard), 1878 nucleotides. RefSeq names its product YdjC chitooligosaccharide deacetylase homolog (gene YDJC). The transcript has 7 exons. NCBI's taxonomy places the organism in Eukaryota, Metazoa, Chordata, Lepidosauria, Squamata, Cordylidae. Gene Ontology annotation, biological process: carbohydrate metabolic process. Gene Ontology annotation, molecular function: deacetylase activity. The coding region runs from base 222 to 1178 and encodes 318 amino acids. The record is from RefSeq and is a predicted model, not a curated record.